CUAUUAACCGGAACCCCGAAGGAUUUCCGCCCACAAUUAUAAAUUUAUACAAAAAAUAAGUGUGUGUACAAACACGCCGCAAUAACACUGCACCGUGCCCGGAACAAGAUGCAACGAACGAGCCAGAGCCUUCGUGUUCACAUCCUACGCCGAAACCUGCCCACUACCGAACACAUAAAUACUACGUAUACCAACAAGAAAUGUGUCCCACUACUGGCAGACUGCACUACCAAGGCUUCCUCUACUUUCCAAAUCCACGAAGUUUUGACCAAGUUCGACGCGAAAUGGGAGGGCUAACACACGUAGAAGUCUGCAGAGACAUCACAACCUCAAUUAAAUACUGCACUAAGGAGGAAACACGAGUUGGAACACCUUGCGAAGACGGCCGAAAGCCCGAAUGCGCACGCGAAAAGGGUUGGUGGCAAAAAAUUAGCAUCGCCGCGCUAUGGGAGGAAGAGCCAGAAUGGAUGUUGAAGCAUCACUCAGCGGUAACUGCCUACCACAAACAAUUUAAAAAAGUCACGUUUGCAAGACCAACAUCUCAAGUCAUAGUGCUAUGGGGACCGCCAGGCACAGGAAAGUCCCACACAGCCAGAUCAAUCUGUGACAAUUAUUACAUUAAACCUACAGGCCAAUGGUGGGACGGAUAUUUUGGCCAGGAUUAGUGAUCUUUGAUGACUUUUACGGAACAGAAAAGUAUUGCGAUAUGCUUCGCUGGCUAUCCGAAGGGGUAGUAACAAGAAGUCGUACAAUAAUAACAGCUAUAAGCAAAACAACGAACAAUUGGUGGGUAGAUGCUUUCCACCAUUCAGCAAUGCUUCGGUCAGUAAGCUCAUUCCCACGUGAUCGGAGCCUUGCACAGUACCGCGCUGAAAGAUAACAAAGUGGUCACCCAGUCAGCGUG
Gregarina niphandrodes is the source of this 904-nucleotide messenger RNA. RefSeq names its product putative replication associated protein. The coding region runs from base 201 to 665 and encodes 154 amino acids. Lineage: Eukaryota; Apicomplexa; Conoidasida; Eugregarinorida; Gregarinidae. The transcript has a single exon. The record is from RefSeq and is a predicted model, not a curated record.